Molecule: messenger RNA, 1289 nt
Organism: Carassius carassius (crucian carp)
Lineage: Eukaryota; Metazoa; Chordata; Actinopteri; Cypriniformes; Cyprinidae
Product: RD3 domain-containing protein
Exons: 3
Coding region: 255-905 (216 amino acids)
Source: RefSeq, a predicted model, not a curated record
GAGAAGAUAUUGUGCAAUCAGCUCCUGCGGAUGAGCAGGAGAUCGCAACAUAUACCAGCUUGUGUAUUUAUAUAGGAUUACAUACACACAUUUACAGUGUCUAAAACAGCGCAAAGGAGAGCGGUCUCCUCUGGAGUGCUUAGAUUGGAUACCAAACCCUGGAAUUUAAUAUUUUGGAUCUACAUUUACAUCUUUGUGUCCAAUUUGAAGACAUUUCACAUUAAAACAGGAAUAAAACUCACAUUAUCUGAAAGAUGUUUCCCUGGUCAGUAGUUUUCUCCCUGGAGCCGAAGGUUCCUGGCCAGCGCACUUCAGAGGAGCUGGUGUCCAACACCUUGAUGCUGGAGCUGGGUGCCAUGGUGAAACGGACCGAGCGAAUCCAGAUGGAGAAGGCAGUAGAGACUCGCAGACGCCGCAGCUCUUCCUCUGCAGACUACAGCUGGCUGGCCGGCCCUCAGCCACACGUCCCCUACGAGCUCACGCCAGGAGACGUGCUGGAGCUGCAGGACCUCAGCGCACAGAUCCCACCUCAACUGUGCGGCCCCACCAUCGUCAGGUUCAGGAAGCUAGUGUCAGAGUUUGAGCCGGAGGUGCACGACGUCCCCAAACUGUUCCGGGGAGUCCUAAGAAAGUGCCUGGACGAGCUUCAGGGAGACGCAGAGCUCCAGAAUCGGGUGAACCGUUGGGAAAAAGAGCACAGCAAGAGCCUCUCCUUCGAUACGUUUCGAUCCAAGUUCCGCACCCUGAACCGAGGGAAGGGAAGCUUCAGUGGUUCCCACAACAACCUGCAAGAGGAAAACACAUGGUCUGAUGAAGACGAGGAAGCAGCUGAACAGGUGACAACUGCCAUGCGCACCAGGAAGGGAAGGAGCCUCAGCAUGCCAGAGAUCACUCCUCUUGAGUAAACGACCCAGAGCUGAACAAGAGGAAGAGAUGAAGAGAAAGACAGAGGAAAGAAGGAUUCAAAAAGCUUGAAGGAAAUGUAGCCUUCGAGGUAAGUUGGCAAUGGAGGAGGAAGAAAAAAGGUGGUGGCAAAGAACAAGAGAAGGAAAGAAAAUCAGAUUCUAGGAGACAUCCUGAAAGACUAAAGCUUACGCUUUCAGAUUGCAAUACAAACAUCGAACCAAAGAACACUGGCCUAGCCUUUUUUCCCUUCUUUUUUAACUUUCUAAUGUGUGCUUAAAUAUUUUGAAUAUUUAGAUGUAAAUAUAAAUGUGAAUAUCUGACAUAGACGUGUGUAUUUUAAAAGCUCAAUUUUUCUGUGAUAGUGAAGCUCACAAAACCUGUCA